GGUAGGAGGAGAUGAGGAUGACACCUCCUUCACGCCAGGAAAAAGAUUCCUCUAAGUAUAUAACUCAUUCGACAGUGCACUCGCUGCAGCGGCCGCUUCGACGUGCGGAAAGCUGAACAGCAAUUUCGGAGAGUGUUAUCUUUGGCGAACCAGUAGGACUUACGUGCAGUAUUCUACGCGUUGGUUUCACUGCGUAUCUUCUUCAGAGAGAUUUACAAUUAUCUACGCGUGGAAUCAAUGUUUCAACGGUGAAGUGACCAGUCAGUGCAAAGAUGGAAUACAGCACUAUAUUCUUUGUUACGUCAACUCCGAUGAGUUUAACGAAUUGAAGCAGCACCAUUGACAACGGACGGACUACUCUAGGAGAAUUGUAAAAUUCAGGACGCCCGUAGUUCGUUGAUAAUUAACAAACAGUUCAAAGGAUAAUAUUGCUCGAGGAAUACUAUAAGAUGAAGACGGAGAACGGCGGUUCCGGUCAAAUGAACUCCAAUAUGGAACAACGUCUAAGGAGUCCAAAGUGUGCUAGAUGUCGAAACCACGGCGUGAUUUCCGGUCUGAAAGGCCACAAACGGUCGUGCGCGUGGAAGGAUUGCCGUUGCCCCUGUUGUUUGCUCGUGGUGGAAAGACAACGCGUGAUGGCAGCGCAGGUCGCGCUGAGAAGACAACAGCAGGCCCAAGGGAAUUAUUUUGGUGAAAACGUCCCGGCGAUGUGUCACACGCCCCUAGAUGCUUCCGCUUCACCGUAUCUAUUGAAAACCGAGCAGAAUCCUGUUUGCCGCAGAACAAAGAACUUUCAGCGUCAUCAUUUGCAUUUCACGCAGACCAGCAUUAGCGUGACACAAGGAUUUUACGGAUUAAAGGCGAUUCACGGUUUACCUACGGCAUUUACCGCAGACACGCCUUUGUUGAAUGGUUUGUCCCAUGAUCAGCAGAACUCUGAAGCACCUAAGAAAUUAAAAUCUGUUCCAACCACAUAUUCUGCGAUUCCGUGGUUCGAAAAUGUUUCAGAGCCGCGGAAGAUUAAGAAGAAUUUUAAUAACUUCACUUCCGCCGUCACGGAUCUCAGCGAUAUCUCUACGGCCACCGCUGAAUCUUGCCUGGAGAAGAAAUCAACAAUUUCGUUUAGCGUAGAAUCUAUCAUCGGAACAAAGUGAUAUGAAACGACUGAUUUAUUUUUAGCUGAAGAUCGCACGUCAUUAUUGUAAAUAGAACUCACCUUUCUGAUUUAUCUAAGCUUAAUUACUUAUAUAGAAUAAACCAAAGCAUGAACAAUUUUUUAAGAGUUGUCUUUUUAAGUCUGCAGUGCUUCUAUUAUUGCAUAUCACGUUUAAGUUAGACAAUUGCUAAUGCAUUACAUAUAUUUAAAAUACAUUAUUGUACAUUAACAUCGCGAUAAACUUAUUUACUGCAUAAUUGUGUAAUAUUGUAUAAAAACUGAAGCAUUAUACGUUAUUGUUAUCGUUGAAAAAUCUUUAAACGCAUUAAACAUAUUUAAAUAACAAAUAUACAGAUACAACAUACCCUGUAGUCAGUGUAAAAAUAAACUAAAUAAAUGUGAACACAUAUUAAGGACUGUGUGUUAUUACGUUAUAUAUUUACACUACUUUAACCGAGAAAAUGAAGUCUAACGGAGCAUCAUUUGU
Molecule: messenger RNA, 1643 nt
Organism: Nomia melanderi (Alkali bee)
Lineage: Eukaryota; Metazoa; Arthropoda; Insecta; Hymenoptera; Halictidae
Biological process (GO): regulation of transcription by RNA polymerase II; sex differentiation
Cellular component (GO): nucleus
Molecular function (GO): RNA polymerase II cis-regulatory region sequence-specific DNA binding; DNA-binding transcription factor activity, RNA polymerase II-specific
Source: RefSeq, a predicted model, not a curated record